AUGGCGCAAAAUUCGGACCGCGCAGAGGAAGUGCGCAAACUACUCAGCGCCGUACAGGACCUUCUCAUCCCGUUCAUAAGCUCUGCAGACUCCCUCCCGAGCUCGAACGGGCACACCGCGAAUGGCAUAGACACCGACCUCGGCACAUCGAGCACAUCUCUCGUCGAUUAUAAAAGCCCCGAAGAUCUGCAGAAACUUUUGAAGCUUGAUUUGCCGUCGACUGGGCAAGGACAGGAUGGGUUUCUCCAGGUACUCCAGCAGGUACUGCGCUACUCGGUCAACACCUGGCACCAGGGCUUCCUAGACAAGCUAUACGCUUCUACAAAUGCACCGGGUGUGGCCGCAGAACUCAUUCUUGCAGCCCUCAACACGAACGUCCACGUAUACCAAGUUUCGCCGGUUCUGACCUUAAUCGAAAAACACACGGCAAAACAGUUGGCUUUAUUGUUCGGUCUCAAUGGACCUCAUUCCGGCGGUAUUUCCGUCCAAGGCGGAUCGGCAUCCAAUACCACGUCGAUCGUGAUAGCGAGAAACGUACUAUACCCCAUAACCAAAACCGAGGGCAACGGGAGCUACCGAUUUGUCAUUUUCACUAGCGGUCAUGGUCAUUAUAGCAUUGAAAAAGCAGCUCAGAUGCUCGGAUUCGGAAGUAAUGCUGUCUGGGGCGUGCCUAUCGACAAGCAAGGCCGCAUGAUUCCCACAGAAUUGGAGAAGUUGGUAGAAAAGGCCAAAGCGGAAGGUCGUACGCCAUUCUAUGUCAAUGCGACUGCUGGCACGACCGUUUUAGGAUCUUUUGACCCCUUCCAUGAAGUGGCAGCAAUCUGCAAGAAGCACAACCUCUGGUUCCAUAUUGAUGGCUCAUGGGGUGGAUCAUUCAUCUUCUCUACCCGUCACAAGCACAAGCUUUUCGGUGCAGAAAAGGCGAAUAGUAUCGCUAUCAAUCCACAUAAGAUGCUCGGUGUACCUGUGACUUGUUCAUUCCUGUUAGCAGCAGAUAUCCGUCAGUUUCAUCGUGCAAAUACUCUUCCUGCAGGAUACUUGUUCCAUAGCAACCCGGAAAUUGAUCAGACAAAUGGUAAACUUGAUGGAGAUUUGACUGCUGACUUGCCGGUCGAUUCGCCAGAAGUCUGGGAUCUGGCAGAUUUGACCCUUCAAUGUGGUCGUCGUGCUGACUCGCUCAAAUUGUUUCUAAGCUGGACAUAUUACGGCUCSAAAGGGKACGAGCACCGGAUAGACGAAGCCACUGAGAUGGCAUCACAUCUGGCAACUCUCAUCGAGAAUCACCCUGAUUUCAUUCUUGUCAGUGAGAACCCGCCACCAUGUCUUCAAAUAUGCUUUUACUAUGCGCCUGGCAAGCGUUUCGCGUACGAAGCCGAUGGCUCAAUUGAUUCGGAUGAUGUGCGCGCUGCAAAGAAUAGCAGUGUGACUGAAGAAGUGACCCGCGCAAUCGUGAGCAAAGGUUAUAUGGUCGAUUAUGCGCCUCCAACUGGUGGUGAUGUUGACCUCAGGGGUAAAGGGAAGUUCUUCCGUUGCGUUGUCAAUAUUUCGACUGAGAGACGUACGGUAGAAGGUUUAAUCCGUGCUAUUGAAGAAGCUGGUCCAGCGAUCAUUCAGAAGUUGAAAGUUUCAGCGAUUUAG
Messenger RNA from Talaromyces amestolkiae, 1638 nucleotides. RefSeq lists its product as uncharacterized. Gene Ontology annotation, biological process: carboxylic acid metabolic process. Gene Ontology annotation, cellular component: cytoplasm. NCBI's taxonomy places the organism in Eukaryota, Fungi, Ascomycota, Eurotiomycetes, Eurotiales, Trichocomaceae. Gene Ontology annotation, molecular function: pyridoxal phosphate binding; carboxy-lyase activity. The coding region runs from base 1 to 1638 and encodes 545 amino acids. The record is from RefSeq and is a predicted model, not a curated record. The transcript is spliced from 2 exons.